Molecule: messenger RNA, 470 nt
Organism: Scomber japonicus (chub mackerel)
Lineage: Eukaryota; Metazoa; Chordata; Actinopteri; Scombriformes; Scombridae
Gene: gng10
Product: guanine nucleotide binding protein (G protein), gamma 10
Exons: 3
Coding region: 72-278 (68 amino acids)
Biological process (GO): G protein-coupled receptor signaling pathway
Cellular component (GO): heterotrimeric G-protein complex
Molecular function (GO): G-protein beta-subunit binding
Source: RefSeq, a predicted model, not a curated record
AGCUGCGUUGAAAGACUUAAGGGACUCUUUUUUACCAGGAAUUCUUAUUUCCCAAAACAAUUUUUACCAACAUGACCUCUAAUUCCAAUUUAUCCAACAUGCGGCGGCUGGUAGAACAACUGAAGCUCGAGGCCAGUGUGGAGAGAAUCAAGGUGUCCCAGGCUGCUGCAGAGCUCCAGCAGUACUGUCUGCAGAAUGCAGGCAAGGACGCCCUGCUGGUCGGAGUCCCCACAGGCAGCAACCCCUUCAGAGAACCGCGCUCCUGUGCUGUCGUGUGAAGCCAAAGAAGUGGAAGAGGGAACGGACACAAGUGGCACUAUGGCAUCUCACUCACUGAAGAAUUCUGCUUCGUUUUUAGUCAUUUUUACAAACUAUUUUACUAGAUUUCACUUUGUUUUUUAAAGAAAUACAUAAAAAGUAAGACUUGACAAAUAUGUGUUGUCAUUAAAAUCUGUUUCUACAUUACUGUA